This is a messenger RNA of Amaranthus tricolor (Joseph's coat), 1248 nucleotides long. RefSeq names its product serine--tRNA ligase, chloroplastic/mitochondrial-like. The transcript has 5 exons. The coding region runs from base 289 to 1080 and encodes 263 amino acids. The record is from RefSeq and is a predicted model, not a curated record. Gene Ontology annotation, molecular function: ATP binding; serine-tRNA ligase activity; tRNA binding. Gene Ontology annotation, biological process: mitochondrial seryl-tRNA aminoacylation. Gene Ontology annotation, cellular component: mitochondrion. Lineage: Eukaryota; Viridiplantae; Streptophyta; Magnoliopsida; Caryophyllales; Amaranthaceae.
UCAUUCAAGAUGAAUCAGAAUUGGUUAUUCAUAUUCCAUUUAUAAUUCUGCCUUUUUUGGUUUCUCGUUUGGAAGAAAAAUAAUUUGUUUGUCAUUGGUGCAAUGUGCAAUUCUUAACUUGAUGUUUGAAAUUCCUAGUUACAAAUAUCUUAAACUCGAGACAACUGUUAGAUUGCUCGUUCUCUGUUUCCAUGUCAAUUUGUUUUUGACAGAAUUCUUCUGUUUGGACUUUCUUAGGUCAGUGGAUCCAAAUUUUACUACCUGAAAAAUGAAGCCGUCCUGCUAGAAAUGGCUCUUAUUAACUGGACUCUCUCUGAAGUUACAAAAAGAGGUUUUAUCCCUUUGACAACCCCGGAAAUUGUGAGGGCUCCUGUUCUUGAAAAAUGUGGGUUUCAACCUCGGGCAGAGAAUACACAGGUUUAUACUAUUGCAGGUUCUGAUCAGUGCCUCAUUGGCACUGCUGAAAUACCGAUCGGAGGACUUCAUAUGGAUUCAAUUCUUUCGGAAUCAUCAUUACCGUUGAAGUAUGUUGCUUAUUCACAUUGCUUCCGAACUGAGGCCGGGGCUGCUGGUGCAGCAACAAGAGGCCUUUACCGAGUGCAUCAAUUUAGCAAGAUUGAAAUGUUCAUACUGUGUAAACCAGAGGACAGUGAUAAAUAUCUUGAAGAGCUAAUAGGAAUCGAAGAUCAUCUCUUUUCAUCCUUGGGUUUACACUACAAAAUCCUGGAUAUGGCAUCUUCAGAUCUAGGUGCUCCUGCUUUCCGUAAAUUUGAUGUGGAAGCAUGGAUGCCGGGAUUGGGACGUUAUGGUGAGAUUUCAAGUGCUUCAAACUGUACGGACUACCAAAGUCGGCGCUUAGGGAUCCGAUACCGUCCAGAAUCGGCGUCUGUGAAUCAGAAGAAAUCUAAGAAUGCUCCAACGCAGUAUGUACACACACUAAAUGCAACAGCAUGUGCAGUACCACGCAUGAUUGUGUGUUUACUGGAGAAUUACCAACAAGAAGAUGGCUCUGUUCUUAUUCCUGAGCCAUUGAGACCCUUCAUGGGGGGGAUUGAUCACAUAGCUUAUAAAUUUCGAUAGGAGUACGAGCAUACUUUUUCUUGAGAAAAUACUUCUUUUGAAGUUAUCAAGUUAGUUUAUUUUUCGAUUUAUGAAUGAUAUAUAUUUGCUAUUUUUUAUCUUGAUACGGUUUGCAAUGAAAUAAUAUUUGUCAUAGUUCAAAGAUGUCUUAUUAGCCACUUUUGGUUA